Molecule: messenger RNA, 3196 nt
Organism: Paraphaeosphaeria sporulosa
Lineage: Eukaryota; Fungi; Ascomycota; Dothideomycetes; Pleosporales; Didymosphaeriaceae
Product: putative zinc metalloprotease
Exons: 2
Coding region: 1-2898 (965 amino acids)
Biological process (GO): proteolysis
Molecular function (GO): metalloexopeptidase activity
Source: RefSeq, a predicted model, not a curated record
AUGGCUCGCCUCUCGAAUCCGUUCGCUUUCACGCCGCUACCCGUCAUCUUCGUGGUGACGGGCACUUACAUCGCAUUAUUUGCUGCCUUGCUCACGGUCCACCUUACCUUGCCGGAUGUUCCUCAUACUACCCCGGCCGGCACAAAUCUGACGCAGGCCUGGAUCGACUUGGAGCACAUCACACGGAGACACCAUCCGUACAACAGCCAUGCCAACGAUGACGUACGAAAGUAUCUCCUGUCACGCGUCGAGGACAUCGUAACAUCCCGGAACCUUGGCAGCGACCGCGUUGAGAUCAUUGACGACAAUGUAUCGAAUGCAACGUUUUCAGCUGGCAACACUACUGUUUAUUUCGAAGGAACAAAUAUCAUCGUCGCCGUUCGAGGAUCGAAGGAUGAAGAAGCAUUUUACGAGCCUAACGGGGACCCGUUGUCAAGUACGCGUGCAUCAACAAAUGGUGGUGUGCUUGUCAACGCCCACUAUGACUCCGUCAGUACCGGUUACGGGGCGACCGAUGAUGGAGUGGGCGUUGUGACUGUAUUACAGCUACUUUCCUAUUUUACCGAGCCCGAGAACUGGCCGCGCCGAACAGUUGUUCUACUUCUGAACAACGGCGAGGAGGAUUUCUUAAACGGAGCCAAGGCCUUCAUGCGCCACCCCAUUUCUCAGCUUCCGCAUACUUUCCUCAAUCUUGAGGGCGCAGGAGCUGGCGGUCGGGCGACGCUGUUCCGGAGCACAGACACAGAAGUCACAAGCUUCUACAAGGCUGCCAAACAUCCUUUCGGCACUGUUGUCAGCGGCGAUGGGUUCAAGCAGGGCUUCAUCCGAAGCCAGACCGAUUAUGUUGUUUUCAAUGGGGAGCUUGGACUCCGCGGGCUAGAUGUAGCCUUUAUGGAACCACGGGCGCGCUACCAUACAAUCGAGGAUUCGAUGCGGGAGACGUCGUUGAAUUCCCUCUGGCAUAUGCUGUCUGCUUCCGUUGCUACAGCGUCAGGACUGGCCUCGGACACCAGCGACCGGUUCAGCGGCUCAGACGAGGAACGUCAAAAGGGCAAGGUCAACGCUGGGAGCGGCACUGAUGCCGUUUGGUUCGAUCUCUUCGGGAAAACAUUUGUGCUGUUGCAACUGCACACUUUGUUUGCCCUUUGCGUUACGUUGCUCGUAGUUGCUCCUGUCACUUUGAUUGGACUGACUGUAGCACUUUCAAAGACUGAUAAGAACUAUAUGCUUGCGCGCAAGGAAUACGUGCAUUCAUCUGACGAUGAUGAGCCGGUGCGUCUGUACGGCUGGCGUGGCUUCUUCCGGUUUCCCGUGAGCUUUGUUGUGGCUACGUCGAUUGUAAUUGGGCUGGCUUAUCUUCUCCAGAGGGUCAAUCCCUAUAUCGUCUACAGCAGCCCGUACGCAGUUUGGAGCAUGAUGUUCUCUGCAUGGUUUUUCUUUGCCUGGUUCGUCCUUCGUGGGGCGAGUGCAAUGCGUCCAUCAGCACUCCAGCGCCACUAUACACUGCUAUGGCAGUUCAUUGGCACUUUCAUCGCUCUUAUGCUCGUCACCAUUCUCGCCCAUAAUUUCCACCUCGCAGGUGGCUACUAUGUGAUGUUCGCCUUCGCCGGGACAUUCUUCGCGCUGCUCAUUUCCUACGUUGAGCUGUUUUUCCUCCCGAAAAAGUCUGCCUACGCAGUUCAUUUCGACCAGACUAUAGAAACGUCUCACGAUCAGGAACCAAGCAGUCGGCCGCUGUCUGGCACCACCAACGGUACCCGAUCGGAAGAACGACCUGCUGAGGACGACGAUGCCACGGAGACAACGUCGCUCUUGCGCAACGAUCGGACAAGCUUCAGAAGAAAUUAUGGCAGCCGGCGACAAUCUAUCAGCGAUGGCACAGAGACUGAUGAACAUCACGCGCCGGCAGAUCUCGGCCGCCCAUACGAAGGAGAGCAGGAAUGGAGUGGCAAGCUUCCGAGCUGGCUGUGGUUCUUCCAGUUCCUUCUAACAGUGCCUAUGACUCUGAUUCUCGUUGGCCAGAUCGCACUCAUACUAACCUCAGCCACGUACCAGACUCCAGCAGAUGGCAACUCGACGCUGUUGAUCUAUAUUCUGUUCGCGGUUCUGACAGCUAUCCUUGCUGUUCCCGCGGGCCCUUUCCUUCAUCGCUUCACGUACCAUAUCCCGACUUUCCUAUUCCUCACUUGCAUAGGCACGGUCAUCUACAACCUUGUCGCAUUUCCAUUCUCUCGCGAUCACAAAUUGAAGGUUUAUUUCCAGCAGCAGAUCGAUCUCGACACUGGAGCGAAUACGGUGUCGCUCACUGGUGUCGAUGGUUACGUGCAGGACAUCAUCAAGGAGAUACCCAGUGCGCAGGGCAAGGAUCUGGGAUGCACGACUCCUGACGUUGCGACUCGAAAGGAGCUGACCAAAUGCUCGUGGGCUGGGUUGCCGGCCAAUGUUGUGCCCACCUUGUCGCCAUACGGCAACAACACCACACCCAAGUCCUGGCUGGACUACGAGGUGCAAAAAAGCAACAACUCCAAUGAGGCCACAAUUCGUGUCGUGGGGCAAAACUCGCGGGCCUGCAAGUUAAUCUUCGACACCCCCGUCGUUGAUUUGGCGGUCGCUGGCGUUGGCGCGGUUUCAGAUCCCCGCUUCAAUGUGACCGGCCAGCAUGGGACCCGCGAGCUCCGCCUGUGGCAUCGCGAAUGGUCACAGCCCUGGAACGUUAGCGUGUCUUGGAGCGACGACGCGAAUGUGACGUUUUCUGGACGAGUCGUAUGUCUGUGGUCCGAUGCGAAUGCAGGCGAUAUUCCGGCGUUCGAUGAGGUGCAGCACUAUCUGCCUGUAUGGGCCAUCGCGACAAAGAUUGCCGAUGGACUGGUCGAAGGGUCCAAACGUUUCAAGCUGUAAAAGGCCAUCCUGCUCGCCCAAGGCCUCUGUGGUCAAUGCUGCAUGUGUCUCCUUUUUCCUUUGCUGCGAUAUCCUUUCCGGCUGCAUAUAAGCAGGGCGUCUGGUAAUGCGUACUCGACACGUCUCCUUCAUGUUCGUUGCGGCACCGUCAUCUCAUUCUUGUUCUUCCAUUCCUUGAUCACCAUUUUUCCUUGCGCAUGUUCAUAUUCGUCGCGGUUCAUCAUAGCAUAUUGUUGCGCCUGUAGGCCUCCAAUGACAUCGCCUUUUUCACGACCGAUUUCGCAUCACGCCGCACACG